AUGAACAGAGACAAUUGGGCAAACAGGGCCAUGCAUAGGGCGUCUUGGAAUGGCCAGAUUUUGAGUGGUCGGUGCGAAGACAACGACGGAACGUGGUUUGCUAUUUCCAAACGAGGCCGAAUCGCUUUUCUCGUGAAUACAUCGAUAUUGCUAGACCGCGUUGAUCCAGACGAAGGAUCCGAGUUGUACCCUUUUGAAUUCUUGAAGAGCAAUAUGAGUCCACAUGACUUUGCCAACCAUGUGAAACAGCGUGAAGUAGAUAGACAUGAAGAACUAGAUGAUGAGAGCGAUGGAUGGUCCUAUAGUCUUAUUGUCGCAGACCUGAUCUCCAAUGCAAUGGUUCAUAUCAGGAAACCUGUGGGAUCUGAGCCGACUGUCAUAAUAGAAACCGUUCCGUUUGGUGUGCACUCAGUCUCUCCUUACGGUGGUCUCGAUUCCAAUGCAUUUCCUAGGGAUACACGCCUUAGAACCUUUUUUCGUGUGAUGAUUAAUGAUUUGGGAAACGAUGAAGUACCACCACUUAGGGAGAUUUCUGAGAAUACUGAAGGAGGAAGAGACGCUGUGAAUCUAGAAACUAUGGAUGCACAUCCUUCUGAAGAACUUGGGAUUCAACGAUUUGGAACAACAAGUAAGACAACAUUGGCGGUGAAACGCAAUAACAAAGUCAUCUUCAAUGAAGGGCACAGGAACUACCAUGGUGAUUGGAACUGGCGCGAGUUGAAUUUCAAGAUUCAGUAGAAAGAAAGAGUUAUACAAAGUAACAUAUUGCACAGCAAGAGCAUCAAAUUAUUAUCUAAUCUAUAGUUAAAUAAAUAAUCUUGUUGAUGUUGUGUUAUAGAUCUCUCUAAUUAAUUAAACACU
This is a messenger RNA of Capsella rubella, 861 nucleotides long. RefSeq lists its product as uncharacterized. The coding region runs from base 1 to 738 and encodes 245 amino acids. The record is from RefSeq and is a predicted model, not a curated record. Lineage: Eukaryota; Viridiplantae; Streptophyta; Magnoliopsida; Brassicales; Brassicaceae. The transcript has 5 exons.